AUGGCCUACGUGGUGCCCAUCCACCGCGCUAGCGGCAUUCGCCAUGCGGUCAAGCUGAACUUUAUGAAUGCAGAGGAUGACUGCUUGGUUCUCGCAAAAGCAAAUCGCCUCGAGUUCUACACCCUCACCCCUGAUGGAAUGACACUCGCAGCCACCCGCGUGCUCUUCGCGCAGGUGACGAUGCUCGCCCGCCUUCCCGCUCCGGCCAACUCGCUGACCGAUCAUCUCUUUGUGGGCACCGACCAGUAUAAUUACUUCACGUUAGCGUGGAACGCCGAGAAGAAUGAUAUCCAGACUGCCCGCUCAUACCAGGAUAUUUCGGACCCGGCCUCCCGGGAGGCUCAAACGGAGCCACGGUGUCUCAUUGACCCGAGCGGGCGCUUCAUGACGCUUGAGAUUUACGAGGGGAUCAUCGUUGUCAUUCCGAUUAUCGAGCCGAGCAAGAGGAAAGGACGGGUCUCGCACGCGGCUGGGCAAGGUGAUGCCCCGCAGGUUGGAGAACUGGGUGACCCGACUGCCUCACGCAUCGAUGAGCUGUUUGUUCGAUCAUCAGCGUUUCUUCAUUCCGGGUCAAAUCAGCCAUGGCUGGCGCUGUUGUAUGAAGAUAAUCAGAAAAAGGUCCGGCUGCGGAUCCGAGAGCUGGAGUAUACUCGGGCUACAUCGAGUUCUUCUGCGGACGCUACGUUCAAGGAGGUGCAGGAGAAGAAGCUGGAGGGUGGAGUGUUUGCACAUGAGCUCGAUAUGGGAUCGUCACAUCUGAUUCCCAUCCCGGCACCCCUAGGUGGUCUCAUUGUUCUGGGAGAAACAUCAAUUAAGUACAUUGACGAUAAUGCGAAUGAUAUGAUCUCGCGCGAUCUCGAUGAAGCAACCGUCUUCGUGGCCUGGGAGAAGGUCGAUAGUCAGCGAUGGCUACUGGCUGAUGACUACGGGCGGCUAUUCUUCCUCAUGAUCGUUUUGAAUAGCGAGGGCAAUGUCGAGGACUGGAAGCUCGAUUACCUUGGCAGUACAUCGCGUGCGACAGUACUUGUCUAUCUCGGUGGAGGAGUUCUCUUCGUCGGUUCGCACCAGGGCGAUUCGCAGGUUCUCCGCAUCAACAAUGGCGGGUUUGAGGUCAUUCAGACAUUGUCCAACAUCGCUCCCGUUCUGGAUUUCACUUUGAUGGACCUGGGCAACCGCACCAGUGAGAGUCAUACACAUGAGUUCUCGACCGGGCAAGCUCGGAUCGUGACCGGCUCCGGUGCAUUUGACGACGGUACUUUGCGCAGCGUGCGAAGCGGUGUCGGCAUGGAAGAGCUGGGUGUAUUGGGGGAGAUGGAUCACAUUACGGAUCUCUGGGGUCUGCAAUCCCAAAGUACAGGCGGAUUUCUCGAUACGCUCCUUGUGACGUUCGUUGAUGAAACCCGCAUUUUCCGCUUCAGCGUUGAUGGAGAAGUCGAGGAGCUAGAGGAUUUCCUGGGGCUUUCCUUGACUGAAAGCACUCUCUUAGCGACAAACCUUCCGGGUGGUCGAAUCCUGCAGGUCACAGAGAAGCGAGCUGUGAUAGCCGAUCUCGAAAGUGGGAUGGUCACCUUUGAGUGGACUCCACCCACGCAAAAAGCAAUCACUGCCGCCUCAGCCAACGAUGAUAACCUCGCCCUGGUCAUCAGCGGUCAGGUUUUAGCAUCCUUUGACAUCCAGAGUGAUGUGAGCCUUAUCACUCAGAAAAAUCUCGGUGCAGACCAGCAGAUUUCGGGCGUGACCGUCCCGUACAAGCCGGCAGGUGUGUGUAUCGCCGGAUUCCCCCAAUCAGCAAAGGUGUCAGUCCUGGCCAUCAAUGACCUUGCCGAACUCCAGAGCAAAUCAUUAGGUCCGACAGGAGAGGCAUUCCCUCGAUCUGUCCUUGUGGCGGACGUUCUUGCCGACAGCCCUCCCACCCUGUUUGUCUCCAUGGCCGACGGAAGUGUUAUUACAUUUGCGUUGGAUACCAAAAACUUCUCACUAACAGGCAUGAAUAAGUUGAUUCUCGGGUCUGAACAGCCAACAUUCAAGAAGCUACCCCGAGGAGAUGGCUUGUUUAACGUCUUCGCAACCUGCGAGAACCCCAGUCUGAUCUACGGCUCCGAAGGCCGGAUUAUAUACUCUGCAGUCAAUUCUGAAGGUGCAUCUCGCAUCUGCCAUCUGAACGCAGAAGCAUAUCCCGAAUCUAUCGCCGUGGCCACUGCCAAAGAGCUAAAGAUUGCACUGGUGGAUAAGGAGCGCACAACCCAGAUCCAAACGCUACCGAUGGGAUCGACUGUGCGUCGUGUUGCCUACUCUCCAUCCGAAAAGGCGUUUGGCCUUGGUACGAUCGAUCGCAAGUUGGAAGAUGGUGUUGAGAUCGUGAAGAGCCAUUUCGUCCUUGCUGACGAGAUCAUGUUCCGGCGCCUGGAUGCGUUGGAGCUCAAUCCGGACGAGCUGGUCGAGAGUGUUAUUCGAGCUGAGUUCCCAGUUGGUAAUUGUGAGACUAAAGAUCGGUUCAUUGUCGGUACGGCGUUUAUGGAUGAGGAUAAAGAAGGGUCAAUCCGCGGGCGGAUUCUGGUGUUGGAGGUGGACCAUGGGCGCAAGCUGACCCAGGUCGCCGAGAUGCCGGUCAUGGGUGCAUGCCGAGCAUUGGCCAUGAUGGGUGACCGGAUUGUCGCGGCGCUGGUGAAGACUGUUGUCGUCUACAAGACAAUUGAUAACAACGCUGGAGCGCUCAAGCUCGAGAAGCUCGCCACCUAUCGAACAUCCACUGCACCCAUCGAUGUCACCGUUAUCGACGACAUGAUCGUGGUGGCUGAUCUCAUGAAGAGUGUCUGCAUUGUGAAGUACGUCCCUGGCGAGGAUGGGGUCAAGGAUGAGCUGAAGGAGAUCGGCCGCCACUAUCAAACAGUCUGGAGCACGGCCGUGGCCUCUGUCGACAAAGACACGUUCCUACUCAGUGAAGCCGAAGGCAACUUGAUCGUCCUGUCCCGCAACACCAACGGCGUCACUGAUCAAGACAAACACCGGCUCGUGCCAACAAGCGAGAUCGCCCUGGGAGAGAUGGUCAACCGCAUCCGUCCGAUUCACAUCCCCCAGCUGGCCAGCGUCUUGGUGACCCCGCGAGCAUUCAUGGCAACAGUUGAGGGAUCGAUCUAUCUCUUCGCGCUCAUCAACCCAGAGCACCAAGAUUUCCUAAUGACCCUCCAAAACGCCAUCGCCAGUAAGGUGGACUCGCUGGGCGACCUGCCUUUCAACAAGUUCCGCGCCUUCCGUACGCUUGUUCGCUCCGCCGACGCGCCAUAUCGAUUCGUGGAUGGCGAGCUUAUCGAGCAAUUCUUGACCUGUGAUCCUAGCCUGCAAGAGGAUAUCGUGGCGGAGGUGGGCUCGGGCGAUGUAGAGGAGGUGAAGAGAAUGAUUGAAGCGCUGCGCCGGCUGCAUUGA
Messenger RNA from Penicillium cinerascens, 3423 nucleotides. Its product is annotated as DDB1/RSE1 family protein. Gene Ontology annotation, molecular function: nucleic acid binding; protein binding. The record is from RefSeq and is a predicted model, not a curated record. Lineage: Eukaryota; Fungi; Ascomycota; Eurotiomycetes; Eurotiales; Aspergillaceae. The transcript is spliced from 5 exons. Gene Ontology annotation, biological process: DNA repair; proteasome-mediated ubiquitin-dependent protein catabolic process. Gene Ontology annotation, cellular component: nucleus; site of double-strand break. The coding region runs from base 1 to 3423 and encodes 1140 amino acids.